This is a messenger RNA of Enterobius vermicularis (human pinworm), 291 nucleotides long. The record is from the annotation of a GenBank genome assembly. Lineage: Eukaryota; Metazoa; Nematoda; Chromadorea; Rhabditida; Oxyuridae.
AUGGCAACUUUCAAACAGCAUUUCUCAGAUGACCAGACUCACCAGUACAUGCAGCUCAAUUUCCUUCGCAAACAGAAGUUCCAGAGAAGUUUGCUUUACAAAGUUUUAGGAUGUCGGCUUGAUGAGAAACGCUUCCAAAUGAACAAGGAGAACAAAACGCCUCAAGAGCUCCCACAGCAGUUACUUCGACGACCCCCUGCAAUGAAUUCCUCAAUUCCUCAACUUCCAGAAGAUGAAGAUGUCAACUGGUCUUCUGAAAAAUUUGACCGAUUUAGUACCAUGCAUGAAUAA